CUGGCUUUUUCUUCUAUAAAAAGCCCCCUUCAGUGUCUGGUAGCAUCACAGCACUCAACAGUCGCCAAGAUGACCUCUCUCACCAGCAGGGACAAAGACACAGUCAAGGCCUUCUGGAACAAAGUUUCCGGAAAGUGCCAGGACAUCGGCAUGGAUGCUCUGUCCAGGUUGUUGAUCGUGUACCCCCAGACCAAGACCUACUUCGCCCACUGGAAGGACUUGAGCCCUGGCUCUGCCCCCGUCAAGAAGCACGGAAUCACCAUCAUGUCCGCCGUGGGUGAUGCUGUGGGUAAAAUAGAUGACCUGAAGGGAGGUAUUCUCUCCCUCAGCGAGCUGCACGCCUUCACCCUGAGAGUGGACCCUGCCAACUUCAAGAUCUUCACCCACUGCAUCCUCGUGGUUAUGGCCAUCAUGUUCCCCAGCGAUUUCACCCCCGAGGUGCACGUGGCCAUGGACAAGUUCCUGGCCGCUUUGUCUCUGGCCCUGGCCGAGAAAUACAGAUAAACCUCCAGAGCGCAUAGCCGCAGGCAGCAGCAUGUCUUUUACUGUAUGCAUGUCAUCAAUAAAAGCAUGGGAGCAAACACUCU
Molecule: messenger RNA, 587 nt
Organism: Dunckerocampus dactyliophorus (ringed pipefish)
Lineage: Eukaryota; Metazoa; Chordata; Actinopteri; Syngnathiformes; Syngnathidae
Product: hemoglobin embryonic subunit alpha-like
Exons: 3
Coding region: 70-504 (144 amino acids)
Biological process (GO): oxygen transport; hydrogen peroxide catabolic process
Cellular component (GO): haptoglobin-hemoglobin complex; blood microparticle; hemoglobin complex
Molecular function (GO): iron ion binding; heme binding; organic acid binding
Source: RefSeq, a predicted model, not a curated record